AAGAUUAUUUAUUUAGUUUAUUAAAAUUUCGUUUCCCUUUUCUACCAUCUCGACAGGAAGCAGACUCUAAUUCCAGCCAUGCUGAGACUGCAAGCGAACAGAAAGAAGAUGAAAGCUCCCCAGAGGAGAAUGGGCCACUUCCCGCUCUUAUUACUCCUUCUGGUAGGAUUGGUCAAUAAUUCCUUUGGAGGGGGUCCUGCUUCUUCUACUUCCUACGUCGUGGGCGAGGCAGAAAAGCAAGGAACGAGCGUCAUCGAAUCCGUCAGUGUUUCGUCCACAAUCAUCUGUGCUGCGAAGUGCAGUUUGAGUCCUGGUUGCCUGGGGUUCAACUGGAUCUCCUUGCAAAGCUCUUCAAACAACUGUGAAACUCUCUCCAGCCUCAGGGAAGUUGACUCCCAAAAGGGCAGUAAUCUUUGUCACUGGCCUUUCUAUCCCUCUCCUCCCCUUCCUCUUUCAGCGCUGAACACGGACAUGAAAGCUGUUAAACUACGCCAUGAAAGUUCCAACACCUACAAACUUGAGCCUCCCGACGCCACGACCCCAUACUGGACUCACAGCUGCUACCGGAACGGCGUUGUCGUUGGGGUGGCUUCCCUCACCGAUCUGACAGACCUCGAUUUCCUGCUGUGCAUGAAUUUUCGCGGGAUGGUAAUUGGUUACGACAGUCUAGAAGGCUUCACCGUUGUAGAUGGCAGUCGAAACUGCACGUACUUCUCUCAGAAUCACCUGGUGGAAGCUGUCUGGUCCAAAGACGAGAAGUACAGCGAUCCUUCUGAAUUCAGAUACGUUUGCAGGAAGAUUCUAACUCCUGGGAUGGACGUUGAUCACGAUAGAUGCACCGAUGCCCAAAAGAGUGUAGGACUUGUUCCAAAGGAGAGUGGACAAUACCAAAUACUGAGGUGCCCUCCACACAUGGCUGCAGUUAGUAUUCAGAGAUUAUACAAUGGAAGUGCAAGAGUGUUAUGUUGUCUAAUUUACUAAUUCUGUCACAUGCACGCACAUACACAAACACACAUAUAUAUACUUAUACCUUGGUCUCACCCACUUUCACACCAAACAGUGACUUUC
Messenger RNA from Macrobrachium nipponense, 1068 nucleotides. RefSeq lists its product as uncharacterized. The record is from RefSeq and is a predicted model, not a curated record. The coding region runs from base 79 to 981 and encodes 300 amino acids. The transcript has 5 exons. NCBI's taxonomy places the organism in Eukaryota, Metazoa, Arthropoda, Malacostraca, Decapoda, Palaemonidae.